GGUUCUCUCCCCUCGUCUAUCCUGCCGACCGUAUCGUGGAAUCGUGGUUCCGUUUACAUCGGUUUACAAAGUACAGACGGCCGACGGGGAAUAAAAAAAAGAUAUAAGCAGUUAGUAAUAUGUCAUUCGGUUUCGCGACUUCGCGAUCUUGUAUGCGCGCCGUGCUCCGGUGAUCCGCGUAUCCGUGUCCACGACGUUGGACCCAUGUCCCGUCUUUCGGUCUGAACCCGACGCCUCGCCGUGCCCGUCGCCCGCGCCGGAUAUCCAAGCUCGCGGGUGCUCCUGUGGCCGCCACUGCAGCUGCCCGCCGGUUCGUCCGUCGUCCGCACGACGGGCCCGGUCCACAGUCAUCCCCGUCCACGCCCGGGCGGCCACCGCCACCGGAUAUCCAUGCUCGUGCAAAUGGCCGACUUUGGACGUGGGCCAGUUAUGUAAGGGGCCCCGCCGCACGACAGUGACGACACACCGCCACCGCCGCCGCCGCCACCACUACCACCACCUCCACCACCUUCCCGCCCGCGCACGUCACUGUGAGUGGCACCGCAUUACUAGUCGUCGUCGUCGUCGUCGUCGUCACUCGGCAGUGACUUUGGACACAUAAUCAGACUUCGCCCGGAACGGAUAGCGGCUGCGUCGCGCAAAGGAUAUAACCAAAGUACUAUUGUCACUUAAAGGAAAACUUUUUACAUUUUAUUUUCUAUAUUGAACCAGUAAACAUGUUUGUUGAGAGUAUUAAUUUCUUAACAAUUCUAUUUUAAAAAUGGAAUCCAAUAAGUCUAUACAAAAUAAUAAAAUGUCACGAUUACAUCACAUUCAACCAGAAGUAUCAAUUUUUGCUGUUUCUCCAAAUCCUCCUCCCAAACCCAGGAAAAUUAAAAGUGAACCUCCUCCUUUAAAACCAGCAAUAUGGCCUUCCAAGCAACCUGCAGCAUCUAUGCAAUUACAACAAUUUUUAAAAGCGCAGCGUUUGAGUCAAAAGCAACUUGUUCAAAGGGGGCCUCCACCACCACUUAACAAAAUGCAAUAUUUUGCUAAUGAUAGCCGUACAGAGUAUCAAAAACAACAACAGGCAAUGCAUCAAAAAAUGAUGCAGCAACGUGCCAUAAUCAGUAACCAUACUAACAAUAAUAGUAUACGGGAAGAUUCUCCAAACCCAAUGGAUUUUCUAGAGAUUGGAGUUCAUGCUGAUAAUUGUAUUAUAAAUAAUAUUCCGAGGGAUAAACCAAGAUCAAAUUUUAAAUUGGGAGGAAGUAUAUCACAAUCAGAUUCUGGUAGUCGUCGCAAGAAUGCUAAUCCAAGAAAAGUAGCUCGAGAAAAUGAAAUUGAACCACCAGGACCCAGUGAUCAUUUUCUGCUUUCUCAGAUUAAACAAGAAAAUCUUCGUCAAUCCUGUUUGUUAUGUGAACGGAAUUUUAGCAACAAAAAUGAUCUAAGUCAACAUAUAUCUGAAGUGCAUGGUAUUGAACCUUCAGAUUUACAUAAACUUAAUGGACAUUUAGGUGAAGACGAAGAGCUUGCUGAAAGUAUGAUGGAAGCUGAAACUGUGUUUUUUUGUGAAGUAUGUACUAGAGAAUUUCAAGACAAAGCUAGUCUUUGGUUACAUAUGGUUAGAGGUCACAAACAGGAAGCUGCAGUGACAUGUGGAGUGUGUAUGAAAAUUUGUAGUGAUAGUAAAUCUUUAAUGGAGCAUGUAAAUAUCCAACAUCCUAAAAAUUGUGAUACCGCGGAUUCCGUACAACGUAGGUAUAGAUGUCAAGUUUGUGCUCGGCAACAUGAUACCAAGAAAAAAAUGAUGAGACAUGUGGUCAUCCACACAGUAUACGAUAAUGAUGGUCAAAUUAUUGAUCCUGAUAAAUUAAUUAUAAUUAACAAUAAUUUUCAUCCAACUAAAUCUUCAAAUAAUGAACAUUACACAAUUAGCUGUCAAGUCUGUCAUAAAGUAUUUCCAAGUGAAGAAAAACUUUUACGACACAUGUCUUCUGUUCAUCUGAUGACUGGUUGUGAUGAUAUGAUUACCACAACGGCUGUUACAACCACCGGUAAUUCUCAAAGUAGUUUUGUGAAUCGCUGUGAAUUAUGUGGUGAAUCAUGUGGUUCUCGUACAGAAAAAUGGUGGCAUGUUCUUAAAGAGCACGGCACUAAUGAAACACUUAUAUGUCCAAAACCAGACUGUAGAAAGUUAUUUGUUUCACAAUCUUUACAAAUUGAACAUCAAUCUCAUCAUGAAACCCAAGGUGAACUUCCUAAUACUUGUGAAGUAUGUGGUCGGUUAUGGCCUAAUAGAAAUGAUUUUUACAAACACAUAAUGGCUGUACAUGCCGAAUGUAUGCCUUUAUUAUGUGGUAUAUGUCUAAAAGUUCAUGUGGAUGUACCAAAACUCAGAGAACAUAUAAAAGAGAAACACGAACCUUUAGUAUCCAAGGAGAAUGCUAUUUAUUGUGAUAUAUGUGGUCGCACUUAUACCAAAUGGUCAAAAAUGAUGAGGCAUAGAUCAAUUCAUAAUGUUGAAGACCAAGUAUCUCAUUUUGUAACAGAUCAAUUAACUGAAGUGAAUCUAAAAUGUACAUUAUGUCCUGAUACUGAAUUUAAAACUGUCGAAGAAAUAUCUGAACACAGAAAGAAUGACCAUCAACUACAUGUAUGUGAUCUUUGUUCAAAAUAUUAUAGUGGAAACAAUCAUUUAUGGAAGCACGUUAGUAGACAACACAAAGGUCAUCCAGAUGUCACAUGUAGCUUAUGUGCACGUACAUCUGCUUCUAAAGUUCACCUUAAAAGGCAUAUGAUCAAAUAUCAUUCUGAUCCGGUAGAUCAGCUUAUAGACAAGUCAAAUAAUAGUAUUUGUGCUGAAUUAAAUGCUAUUCACCAAUGUAUAAGAUGUGAUAAAGUAUUUAGGAUUAGAAGUUUACUGAAGAAACAUCUUAAAUAUUGCAAAGGUAAAAGAGAUGUAAUGCCAAUUCCCAAAGAAAAAGGUCAUUAUCCUUGUACAAAAUGUGGUAAAACAUUUGAAUAUCAAACUUAUUUAAAUAGACAUUUGAAGCAUAGUCACUUAGUUCAAUACUGUGAGAUAUGUUCCGAGGAUAAAACUGGUGAACAUUUUGAUAAUAAAAUGUUAUUAAUGGAUCAUAUCAGAGAAAAACAUGGAAACGAUCCAGAGUUGUGUUGUGAUGUUGAAGGUUGUGACAAAGUUAUGAGAACAAAAGUUGAUUGCCAGAAACAUAAACGUGAUCAUGUUCGUAAAGUAUUUUCAUAUGUUUGUGAGUUUUGUGGAGAUAUGCAUUCAAAUAAAAAAACCUAUAGAAAACACUUAAGGCAGCGACAUAAAGAAAAUACUCAGUAUUUAUGUGGUGUCUGUAUGGAAGUAUGUGUAGACAAUGAUGGUUUAUCAAAACACUUACAUGAAGCACACCCUCAGACAUUUUCAAAGUCAAAUAUUUGUCAGAUUUGUGGCAAAAUGUUUACUCUUGGAAGUAAAGUUGGAGAACACAUAGAUAAAAUUCAUGGUAAAAAUUUAAAACCUUGCAAAAUCUGCUGGAAAGUAUUCAGCGAUAUGGAUAAACUUAAAGAUCACAUUGAAAAUCAUCCAGCAAAAGAGGAAUUCCCCAAAGUAGUUACUCCUGUGAAAAAACCAAUAGAACCAAAACCAAAAACUCCCAAACUAUAUGGUCUUCCUAAAGAACUCGCUGAGCUUGGUUUCAAUGAAGAGCAACAGGAGAGUUUGAAACGAGAUAUAGAUGACGUUACUUCAGAUAUAAAUACAAAGAGACUGAGAAAAUUACAUUCUUGUACAGUUUGUUACAAAAGUUUUAGAUUUGAAACAGAUUUAUAUGAUCACAAACGAGAAGAGCAUUCGAUUAUUGAAGACAGUUAUAUGGAAGAAGAAACUGAGCGCAAGGAACAACAGCCAUCUUCUAUACCAAAAAGUAAUAAAACCGUGUGUGGUAUAUGUAAAAAAGAAUGGAUAAGUUUGAAACAUUUUUGGCAACAUUUGAUAAGAGCUCAUCGCACAGAAGCUGCAUUCGUCUGUGGUAUUUGCUGUAAAAUCACUAAAAAUUAUGAUGAGUUAGCUUUACACUUAGAUAAUCACCAUCCAAAUGCCACAGUUUUGUCGUUAUUUGCUUGCGAUGUUUGUGGUCGCAAUCAUAAUGCAUUUUCGAAACUACAAAAACAUCGUAUUAUACAUUCAACUGCACCACCUACGUUCCAAAAAUAUCAUUGUGAUGAAUGUGAACUAGUUUUUAAUUCAAAGUCAUAUGGAGAGAAACAUAUUUUGAGUCAUGGACCUGGUAGUAAAUUGUGCAAAGGUAAAGAUUUGUGUCAAGAAAUGGAUGAUGACAUGUUGGAUGAACAAAUUGAAGAGGAGGAAGAAGAAGAAGAAGAAGAAGAAGAAGAAGAUGGUGUAGAUGUUAAAAUUGAAAAUAAAGCUGACGAUGAAGAGGAGGAGGAAGAAGAAGAAGAGGAGGAGGAAGAUGUAGAACAAAACGAUGACGAUGGAGAUGAAGAUAAUGAUAAUGAUAAUGAACAAUUAGAUGAUGUUGAAGACGAAGAAGACAUAGAACAGAAUGCAGAAGAAGACGACGACGAUGAUGAACAAAAUGACGAUGUUGAUGCUGAGGAAGAUAAGGUAAAGGUUGAAGCAGAUGAUGACGAAGAAGAAGAUGUGGAGGAAAAUGGUGUUGAUGAUCAAGAUGACGAUGAAGAUGAAGAACAAGAAGAGGAAGAAGAUGACGAUGAUGAAGUCUAAUUUAGGUUCCUAUUAUUAAGUUAUUGAGUUUUUGGAGUUGUUGUGUAAAACCUGUUGUUUUUCUAUUUAUUUAAUUUAUACAAAGAACUUUUAGUGACCAAACCAUUUUGAAGUCGAUAUCUUUGAAAGAAUACAUAAUAUUAUUUAAAGACUGGUACCUAUACUGCCACUGACUGGCAAAACAAAUACAUACCUACCUAAUUCUUGGUAUCAUUACAUAUUGUAUAUACUUUUUAUACUUAUAAUAGGCAUGGGUUUUGUUCUGUGUAUUACAUUUUUAUAUUAAUAUACAUACAUAUAUAUAUAUA
Rhopalosiphum maidis (corn leaf aphid) is the source of this 5049-nucleotide messenger RNA. Its product is annotated as zinc finger protein 836-like. Gene Ontology annotation, biological process: regulation of transcription by RNA polymerase II. Bases 761 to 4741 code for a protein of 1326 amino acids. The record is from RefSeq and is a predicted model, not a curated record. Gene Ontology annotation, molecular function: chromatin insulator sequence binding; DNA-binding transcription factor activity, RNA polymerase II-specific; RNA polymerase II transcription regulatory region sequence-specific DNA binding. Lineage: Eukaryota; Metazoa; Arthropoda; Insecta; Hemiptera; Aphididae. Gene Ontology annotation, cellular component: nucleus; chromosome. The transcript is spliced from 6 exons.